This is a messenger RNA of Mandrillus leucophaeus (drill), 2609 nucleotides long. RefSeq names its product glomulin, FKBP associated protein (gene GLMN). Gene Ontology annotation, cellular component: cytoplasm. The record is from RefSeq and is a predicted model, not a curated record. Bases 105 to 1847 code for a protein of 580 amino acids. Gene Ontology annotation, molecular function: ubiquitin-protein transferase inhibitor activity. The transcript is spliced from 18 exons. NCBI's taxonomy places the organism in Eukaryota, Metazoa, Chordata, Mammalia, Primates, Cercopithecidae.
GGGGCGGGGCCAGAAGAGCGGGCUAAGUGGCCGGAGGAGGUGGAGGCGGCUGGGAGAGGCGAGAGAUCUGGCCGAUUUUAGCGUCGAAACUGGGAGAAAUAGGAAUGGCUGUAGAGGAACUUCAGUCUAUAAUAAAGAGAUGUCAAAUCCUAGAAGAGCAAGACUUUAAAGAAGAGGAUUUUGGCCUAUUUCAGUUAGCUGGGCAAAGAUGCAUAGAAGAAGGGCACAUAGACCAGCUAUUAGAAAUUAUUCAAAAUGAAAAGAAUAAGGUCAUCAUCAAGAAUAUGGGCUGGAAUCUCAUUGGUCCUGUUGUUCGAUGCCUUUUGUGUAAAGAUAAAGAGGAUGCUAAAAGAAAAGUUUGCUUUUUGAUCUUUGAUUUAUUAGUAAAGUUAUGCAAUCCAAAGGAAUUAUUGUUGGGUUUGCUUGAACUGAUUGAAGAGCCCUCUGGAAAACAGAUAUCCCAAAGUAUUCUUCUUUUGCUUCAGCCAUUACAAACAGUGAUUCAGAAAGUUCAUAACAAGGCAUAUUCAAUUGGAUUAGCAUUGUCUACCCUUUGGAAUCAGCUAUCUCUUCUUCCUGUUCCAUACUCAAAAGAACAAAUACAAAUGGAUGACUAUGGCCUUUGUCAGUGUUGCAAGGCCUUAAUAGAGUUCACUAAGCCUUUUGUGGAAGAAGUCAUUGAUAACAAAGAAAACUCACUGGAAAAUGAAAAGUUGAAGGAUGAAUUACUGAAAUUUUGUUUCAAAAGCUUGAAAUGCCCUUUGCUGACAGCACAAUUCCUUGAACAGUCUGAAGAAGGUGGAAAUGAUCCUUUCAGGUAUUUUGCAUCAGAAAUAAUAGGUUUUUUAUCAGCAAUUGGACACCCUUUCCCCAAAAUGAUUUUUAAUCAUGGAAGGAAAAAGAGAACUUGGAAUUACCUUGAAUUUGAAGAAGAAGAAGAUAAACAGUUAGCAGACUCAAUGGCUUCUCUGGCAUAUCUAGUAUUUGUACAGGGCAUCCGUAUUGAUCAGCUUCCAAUGGUCUUAAGCCCAUUGUACCUUUUGCAGUUUAAUAUGGGGCAUAUUGAAGUCUUUUUGCAAAGAACAGAAGAGUCUGUUAUCUCCAAAGGAUUGGAGCUGCUGGAGAAUAGUUUAUUGAGAAUAGAAGACAGUAGUCUACUUUACCAGUACUUAGAAAUCAAGAGUUUUCUUACAGUACCUCAGAGGAAAAAGAGUUUAGCUAUGCUUCAGCUGUAUAUUAACAAGUUGGAUUCACAAGGCAAAUAUACAUUAUUUAGGUGCUUAUUGAAUACAAGUAAUCACUCUGGUGUGGAGGCUUUUAUUAUUCAAAAUAUCAAAAAUCAAAUUGACAUGUCAUUAAAGAGAACACAUAACAACAAAUGGUUUACAGGACCACAGUUGGUUUCCCUUCUUGAUUUGGUACUUUUUCUUCCAGAGGGUGCGGAAACAGAUUUACUGCAAAACUCAGAUAGGAUUAUGGCUUCAUUAAAUUUAUUGAGGUAUUUGGUUAUCAAAGAUAAUGAAAAUGACAAUCAAACUGGAUUAUGGACAGAACUUGGAAAUAUUGAGAAUAAUUUCUUAAAGCCACUUCAUAUAGGACUUAAUAUGUCAAAAGCACAUUAUGAAGCAGAAAUUAAAAAUAGCCAAGAGGCCCAGAAAUCUAAAGAUCUUUGUUCUAUAACUGUAGGUGGAGAAGAGAUCCCUAAUAUGCCUCCUGAAAUGCAGCUUAAGGUCCUACAUUCAGCUCUUUUCACAUUUGAUUUGAUUGAAAGUGUUCUAGCUCGAGUGGAAGAACUCAUUGAAAUAAAAACAAAGUCUACCUCUGAAGAAAAUAUUGGGAUAAAGUGAAAGUUCCACUUCCUUAAUAAAGUAAAAACUCAUAAAAUAGAGUAUCAUUUUCCAUUAUGAUUUAUUUAAUACCAUUAUAAAAUUUUUUCUGUAAAAAUUUACUGCUUGAAAAAUAAAUGUAGCUUCUCUCAUUUAUCAGUUUCUAUAAUGAUAUACUAUAGAAGUUUUUUUGUUGUUUUAAAGUUAUCUAAUGGUAAAUAAUGCCCACAUAUGUCCUAAAUACUAUUUUUGAAAAUCCAAUACAAACUAAUAAUUUUGUAACUUCAUAAAAUGUAGUUGAAUUGUCUAUAUUCAUUCCUACAGUUUUAGUGAGCUUAUAAAAAUACUGAUACAUUUUCUGCUGAAGUUAGAUGCUAUGUAACAUUUCGGAACUCCUAGUGUCAAGUUGGCUAUCACACCAGUGUAAAUGAGUAGAAAGUUUUGAAUUCAGGCCAGUUGACUUUUUUCUUAGCUUCUCUUUUCCUGGCUUAGGUGGAGUCUUUGGGAGCAGAGUCCCAUCACCACCUCUCCAGCAGAAGUUAUAAUAGGAAAACAUCUACAAAGAUUAGUUUUAGAAAUACUUGCUACCUUUAUGGAAAAAAAACUACAUAUGACUUUAAGAAACUGAUUAGAAAAUUCUGUAUUUUUAUUUCCUACUAAAUACUUGUCCAUCUAAGAAGCUACACCUGAGUUUUAUGAUAUAUGUAUGUACCAAUCCUUUGCUAAACAGCGUUAAAGAAAUCUCACAGUAAAACUCCUAAAAUAAAAUCACUUUUAAUUGUA